Molecule: messenger RNA, 987 nt
Organism: Alnus glutinosa
Lineage: Eukaryota; Viridiplantae; Streptophyta; Magnoliopsida; Fagales; Betulaceae
Exons: 3
Coding region: 1-987 (328 amino acids)
Source: RefSeq, a predicted model, not a curated record
AUGGAAAAUUGGUGGGGAAAGUUUGUGGGUGAGGAACCACAUGCAAGCACUGGACAUGAAGAUGGUGAAGAGUACUACGAUAGUGAAGAGUUGAUGAGUUUGGAUGGGUCCGAUGAUGAGUUGACAGAACGAAGAAGGAGGAGGUAUCGAGAGUUUAAUGAGAACCAUGACAUGAGGGUGCCAAUUGUGUUGGAGAAGGGGCUACUGUUUGCUGAUACAUGUGUAUUUAAAAAGGCACUAAAAUGGGUGAGGGUGAGUGCAGUUUGUAAAGAGCAAGGUGAAGGUUGUGAAUUGAGGAUUCACGCAUCUUUGGAUGCAAAGAAAGAAUCAAUACAGAUAAAAACAUUCAGACUAGACCAUCAAUGUGGGAAUCAGUAUGAGAAUACGAUGGUUGACGUGCAGUUUCUUGCCACCAAGUAUAUGCCUGAUUUCAAGGAUGAUCCCACAUGGACCCUAUAUGCAUUGCAACAAAGGGUGAAAAGGGAUCACAAUAUUGAUGUUCCUGUAGGCAGAUGCUGGAGAGAAAAAAAGGUUGCACUUAAGGCAAUCUAUGGUAGUCAUUCGGAGCAAUACCGCCAUGCAAGGAAGUAUUGUGAAGCCAUACUGAGGUCAAAUCCCAACAGUAGUGCAUAUGUGAAAAUAGAGAGAUCCUGCUUCCAGAGGUUGUAUAUAUGCUUAGAUGCAUGCAAUAAAGGUUUCAAGUAUGGUUGUAGGCCAAUUGUAUGCUUGGAUGCUUGCCACCUUAAAGGGGAAGUAGGGGACCAGUUGUUGUGUACCAUUGGGAAGGAUGGGAAUGAUGAUAUGUUCCCCAUUGCAUAUGUAGUUGCAGAGGGUGAGACAAGGGCAUCUUGGGAGUGGUUUUUAGGACUUCUUAUUGAUGAUGUUUAUGUGGGAAGUGGGGAAGGUCGCGGGUGGACUGUUAUGUCUGAUCGACAGAAGGGGCUUGGUCCCACAGUAGACCAUUUGUUGCCACAUGCUGAGCAUUGA